This is a messenger RNA of Yarrowia lipolytica CLIB122, 1125 nucleotides long. RefSeq lists its product as uncharacterized. Gene Ontology annotation, molecular function: aspartic-type endopeptidase activity. The record is from RefSeq and is a predicted model, not a curated record. Gene Ontology annotation, biological process: proteolysis. NCBI's taxonomy places the organism in Eukaryota, Fungi, Ascomycota, Dipodascomycetes, Dipodascales.
AUGUUGACCUAUUCCCUUCUUUUGCUGUCUGCUCUAGCAGUAGCUGCUCCAACUUCCCCCAAGGUUGUGUCUUACUCACUGGCCUCGAAGUACGAAACCAUCAGGGCUGCUGAUGGAAAGACCGAUCGGUACUUGUACACCAACAUCACUCUGGGGACCCCCCCACAGAAGUUUGAAGUCACCUUCGACACUGGAUCAGCGGAUCUGUGGGUCCCAACUGCCCCAGACCAACAGUGCAGUGGCCAAUGUCCAGCUACUGCGGGAGCUUUCGACGCCGACGCCUCUUCCACCUACAGCUUGCUAAACAACAACUUUGAUGUUGGUUACAUUGGUGAUCCCAACAAUAGAGGAAACUGGGUCUCCGAUACCCUCACUGUGGGGUCUGUUACCCUGCCCCAGUUUUCAUUUGGAACCGUGCAAACCGAAGAUGGAGGCAUCUUUGGAGUCUCCUUCGAAGAGCAGGAAAGCUCCGCCGACGAUGGAGAGACCUAUCCCAACUUUGUGUUCGCUUCUAAGCAGCAGGGAUACAUUGACAGAGCAGUUUUCUCAAUCUUCUCCCCUUCUGCAAGCUCGAGUGAAGUCACCUUUCUGCUAGGAGGAAUCGACCACGCCAAGUUCUCCGGAGACCUCGCAUGGAACAAAGUUCCUGACCCCUCUAGAGGGGCCUCCAUUCUUGUCGACGACUUUUCUGUUAAUGGCGUCAACUUUUCUCUCUACAGCUCAUUUGCCGUAGACACUGGGUCGGUAGCUACCCUGAUCCCCGACGACGUGUUCCAGCAUCUUACUCGCACGGUCCAGGUGGGCUCCUGGAUACCUGAUCUGGGGGUGUACACCAUCGAUUGCAACGCCGAGCCGUCCAUCAGUUUCAACCUGCCCAACGGAACUAUCCAUGCACACCCAGAGACCAUGGUGGUUCCCAUUUCGCGCCUGUCAGGCAACCAAAGUGAUACCGGCUGCUACUUUGGUUUGGUUUCCAGCGAAACCUAUGACGGCAUCAGUAUUCUGGGCGACUCGUUUCUCCGAAACGCAUACGCAGUGUUCGACUUGGAGGACUACAAGCUAGGCUUUGCUCAGGCUCUCUAUACUGAUAAAAGUGAUAUUCAACCUGUUCAGGGUCCUCUGUAA